This is a messenger RNA of Acanthopagrus latus (yellowfin seabream), 2177 nucleotides long. RefSeq names its product WW domain binding protein 2 (gene wbp2). Bases 150 to 941 code for a protein of 263 amino acids. The record is from RefSeq and is a predicted model, not a curated record. NCBI's taxonomy places the organism in Eukaryota, Metazoa, Chordata, Actinopteri, Spariformes, Sparidae. The transcript has 8 exons. Gene Ontology annotation, molecular function: transcription coactivator activity; chromatin DNA binding. Gene Ontology annotation, cellular component: nucleus. Gene Ontology annotation, biological process: positive regulation of DNA-templated transcription.
AACUCAGCAGCAUUAUCACAACAACCGUUGCCAUCGUAGAGUGAAAGGCCACCGAGGCUGCAGCUAGGCCUGAAGAUACGUUGUCUGGUAGAGGAACGCAACCUUUAAGACAAUCUUGUUGUUGUCGAGGAGUCUGGAGACCCGUCGACAUGACUCUGAACCAGAACAACUCUGAGUCCGGCGGAGUCAUCAUCAACAACAGUGAAAGUGUGUUGAUGAACUAUGACAACGUAGAGCUGGUUUUCUGUGAUGCGGACAGUCUGCCCGAAGCCUUCAGAAAGAGCAAGAAGGGCAGCAUCUACCUAACUCCAUACAGGGUGAUCUUCCUGGCAAAAGGGCGGGAUGCACUGCAGUCCUUCAUGAUGCCCUUUUACCUAAUAAAAGGCUGUGAGAUCAAACAACCUGUAUUGGGUGCCAAUUACAUCAAGGGCACUGUCACUGCAGAGCCUGGAGGUGGCUGGGAGGGUAGUGCUACAUUUAAGAUUGUCUUUGCUGCUGGAGGAGCUAUAGAGUUUGGCCAGUACAUGCUGCAGGUCGCAGCUCAGGCAUCCAGAGGUCAGCCUGUGACCCCUGGGUUUGGUGGCUGUCCUUACAUGGCGAACGGGGCGUACGCUUACCCUCCUCCCCCUGCUAACGGCAUGUACCCUGCUGGACCUCCACCAGGCUAUUCAUACCCCAACCCACCUCCACAAGGUGGAUUCUACCCCAACCCCCCAGCAUUUGAUGCCUCUGCGGCCUACAUACCUCCACCUCCUUAUUCUGCUCCGCUGGGCCAACAGCCCCCACAUGACCCAGACCUCCCCUCCUCAGCAGCAGCGGAGGCAAAAGCAGCUGAAGCAGCAGCGAGCGCCAGCUGUGCUACCCUGCCUCCUACACAUGUGUACCUACCACAGGACAAGCCUCCUCCAUACUCUCCUCCAGAGGACAAGAAGAACCAGUAGACCAUCUCAUUUCACCGUCAUUCCUCACUGUCUCCUGUAAUCUCCAUCCUACUGGAUCACCUCUUUUCUCAUUCCAUUAGCCAGACUUCAGGAAGACCAAAGUUUUCCUUUAUAACAUAAUGUCCUUUUUUUCAUCUUCCUAGUCCCCUACUAUCUCAGUCUUUUUGGUUUCUUUUUUGCCCAUUCCAUCGCUUUCCUGCCUCAGCCUUUACUUUUUACAUUCCUUUUACUGAUUAAUGUAUUGUAAUCAGCUUCAUUCUCUCCAGAAUUACCUUUACCUGGUGGAAACUAGAAGUAUCGGUUGCUAGAGGAACAAGAAGAUUAUUCUGGCCAAGGAUUUGGGGGCUAUUUUCAAUGUAGUUGAUAUCAACUUUAUAACCUGAUGAGCUAUUUUAGCAUUUGUUGCCUUGUAGGUGUCCCCCACCACUCUAAACUUAUUCAAUUUCAGUUUUUUUUGCUAUACCUGUCUAUUAAGCAAGACUGAAUCAGAUAAUGUUAAUUACUUUGCUAAUCCCUUCAGAGACAAGCUGAAUCCAGUGUUUUAUUUUUCUAUUAUUUGUGUGUACAGGCUUUUAAUAUGUAGACUUGAAAAUAUUUUCUCAAGAACACUAACCUAGAGAAAAACUAGCUUUUGUAAAAGAGAGCAUAUUGCAGGGUGGUCCGCUCUGCUUUGACAUGUUUUGGCGGAUGAGAGGAGCACAAAGAUUAUAGCCCCAGCGGUGAAUCCCUGAUCCUGGAUUAGAGCAGAAAGCGAGGGCCACCAGGGCCUGGGGGGGGCGGGCCUACUGCCAGGAGGGAUUAUCUUCAUGAUGUAAAAGAGCAGAGCAGUCACCAAAUGAUGUCACUUCCUGUUUGGUCAUGCCUCUGAACAUUUGAGAACACCCAUGGUCCGACUCACCGCCAGCUCGCGUCACCUUACAUUCUUCUAACAAAUAAUUUAAACAUUAACAAGACUGUCAGAGGAUGUUCUCACUGUUUCUACUCUGUGUGGUUGUGAUCUUAAAGCUCCGGUUUGAGAUCAGUCUGUAGAUCUGAUCCAACAUCAGUAUCUGAGCCUCUACUCUUCCUUCCUCUAUGGUCACUAAUCUAUAUACUGUAUCUGUUGCACAUCUGUGGCUGAUUCUUUGCACUUUCAGAAUGCUAUGCAUCAGGCUCCUCUUUGCUCUGUCAUGGCUCUGUGUAUAAUAAUAAUUAUUAUAAUAAUGAUAAUAAAGCUCUGUAUUUAUUUCAAACCAA